AUGGCGGGAAAGAAAGGCGAGAACACCAAAAAGGCUGCGGGCAUGGCUCGUAAAGCCGAGGUCGCGGCUCAGAAACAAGCCGUGGCAGAUGCCAAAAAGGCAGGGGACGAGGACCGGAAGUGGCAACAGGGCGCAAAGUCGAACUCGAAGAAGGAACAGGAAGAAUCUAAGCGAGCAGACGCCGCUCGCAAGAAAGCGGAGCGCGACGCGCUUCUCGCAGGGGAAGAAGCCGCCCAGCCAUCCAAGCCCAAGGGCGCCGGCGCCAAAACCGCCGCAAAGAAGACUCGCGGCACCUUGGAUCUUUCGCACCUGGACGCGGCUCUGGGCGUGUCCACCUCGGGAUCCAAAAAGGCCAGCGCCAUCAGCGCUUCGGGCAUCGACAACGCUCUCGACGCAUUGACGUUGACGUCGAAUGCCGACUCUACCAAAGUGGACAGGCAUCCGGAGCGCAGAUUCAAGGCUGCGUAUGCGGCGUUUGAAGCGAGGCGGUUGCCGGAGAUUGAACAGGAACAACCGGGGUUGAGAAGGCAGCAGAGGAUUGAAAUCGUCAGAAAGGAGUUUGAGAAGAGUGAAGAGAACCCUUUCAAUAAAGCCAAUGUCGCUUUUGAUGCGAGUAGAGAGGAAGUGGCGCGAGUUAAAGCAUCCGAGAGAGCGAAGAUUGAGACUCGGUUAUCAGAAAGAUGA
Molecule: messenger RNA, 684 nt
Organism: Uncinocarpus reesii 1704
Lineage: Eukaryota; Fungi; Ascomycota; Eurotiomycetes; Onygenales; Onygenaceae
Exons: 3
Coding region: 1-684 (227 amino acids)
Biological process (GO): transcription by RNA polymerase II
Cellular component (GO): nucleus
Molecular function (GO): transcription coactivator activity
Source: RefSeq, a predicted model, not a curated record